UGCAAUGAACCCAAGGGAACUAGAUCCACUUGGAAAAAUAUUACCUAUUGGGUCUCCCCUCAACUCACCGUCUUCGUCCUCAGCAAGACUCUCCCCAAGUCUUAACCCUCUUUCUCCUUCCCCUUCCCAUCUUUCACCAUGUCCAGUUACCUCAGGCUCUUCUCCCUCACAUCUCUCAGCAUUAUCCACUUCUCCUUCUCGUCUCAGUCCAUCUUCUCACUUUAUUUCAUCAUACUCUCCAGUGCGACUGUCUCCCUGUUCCACUUGUGACCCGUCUACCUCACCCACUAGAGUGUCCCCCUGUCCCGUACCUCUUUCCCCCUCUGUUGUCUUAAAAAAGCCCAUCCAUAUUUCCUCCUUCAGCCAGAGUGGGCAAAGUUUGGAACAACAGAACCUGACUGAUAGUUCUCCACAAAGCAUCAUCAAUACUGUGGAUACAUCCCUAAAUUCACCACAGCUGUCAGUCAAGACUACUUCUCAAUUAGACACAACAACUGGAGUACUACCAACUGCCGAAAACAAACCAUUACAUUCUGCUGAUAUGCAUGGUAAAGCAAGGCCAGUAGAAAACAAAAUGUCUAGAAAUAUGCCCAUUUUAUUCACUGAGAGGACCGUCAGAUCAAUCCCCAUAUCCAACAGGAGGGGUCAAAAAAAGCAAACUGGCCUUCAACAAGAACCAUUCAGAACUCCACAGCAGGAUAAACUAAAGCAAAAUUCGAACAUCUGUUGCAGGGGAGUUACCAAGCCUUUAAUGUUUGAAAGCUUAAGCCCUAAAAACCUCAGACAUGUUGAAAAAUGUGCAAUCAGACCACAAAAUUUAGCAAAGAAGCGGCAAUCCCAAGACCCUACUCUAGUACAAAUCAGGCUUGGUUUGAUUAAGACAGGGAGGAUUAUAAACUCUGGUGCACAGAUUUCUAAUCUAGAGAAGAUGAAGAAAGGCAGUGAAGGGAACAACCCAAAAAUUCAGAGCGAUGGACAUCCUGCUGUUUCGGAGAAAUUAAAACAGCCUGCUCAUUCAAAGAUAAUGUUAGGGGCAGCCAAGCAGAUAAUAAGACCCACCAUGAUGAGUGAGAGGAGCUUUGGGGAACCUCAAAACCACCCACAAAUUUCAUCUGAAGGAAACAGACAACUCUCCACACAGUCAGCACUUACAAAUCCAAUCUCAUCACCUAAAAGUAUCACAAGCCAAAAGAAUAUUUUUAAAAAACUGGACAAUGUAAGUUCUCCAAAGGAAUACAGUGUACUGGUUUUAUCCAACUCAGAGCUUCAAGACAGAGCUUUAGGUGACUGUGAUGCAACCAAUGAUCGUUCUCAUGAAAGUAAUAUGAUGAUGAACUCUUCCCAACAGAAUCAAACCAGUGCUAAUGUCAACCAAGAGUCUAAACCAAAUAUCAGGCCUCAGUCUGCAGCGUCUGAAACAGACAGUGCUGUCAUAACAUCCCGCUACAGUGAAACAUCAGAUCAGUGCAGCCGGAUGAGCUGCUUCCAGUUCCCUUCGAAGAGUCACAGAUCAUCCACUGAAUGUGGUCAGCUGAGCCGAAUCUGUAGACCUGUGAUCAAAAGAACAUCUGACAGUAGACCUACAUACUUCAAAACUCCUCAGGCAUGGAGAAGAUCUUCCUCAAACCAAACAGGGAACACAAGAAGGAAUGGCAGCAAUUCAUCCCAAAGUAGAUGCAGCUUUUCGGAUUCAGAUUCUUCUAAAUCCUCUUCAAGCGAAGCAACCUUGCAUGAAUUUAACAGAUUUGCAAGAAGAUACAGAGGCUCGCGGUUAUACAAAAAGUGUGUGACUAGUUGUCCAACUAAAUUUGUUGGAGAGAAAUGCGAUGCAGCUGUUUACCCGGACCUCUCGGACAGCCCAAACACACACACAAACUCUGAAAUGCUGAAAUGUUCCAUGACUGGAUGGAUACCGCAGUGUCCAUUCACUCUAGAUCAACAACAAGAGUCCAAACACACACUUCAUUCUACAGACUGUGAGGGAUUUCAAGACAUAAACUCCUCGUGGUUAACAGACCAAGAAGACCCCCCACCAUUACAGCCAUCUGGAGUCGCAGACAUGAGGAGUGGAGCAGACUUAGAUUCCUGUCCUGAAGAAUUCAUGUCUACAGACAUGUCAGAUAUUGUGCCCCCUGAAGUGAGACCCAAACCUACCGUCCCAGCUAAGCCAUUUCAUGUGGCCCCGCCUAAUAGUGUUCCUUCACCCCAAGGAAUGGGGGGUGAAGGUCAAGGGUCAAGUCGCGGAUCUGCAUUGCUUGGAUACAUCGGAAUAGACACCAUCAUCGAGCAGAUGCGGAAGAAAACCAUGAAGACAGGCUUUGACUUCAACAUCAUGGUUGUUGGUCAGAGUGGUCUUGGGAAGUCUACUUUAGUGAAUACUCUCUUUAAGUCACAGUUGAGCAGGAGGAGCACAAGCUGGAGUCGUGAUGAGAAGUUCCCAAAGACUGUUGAGAUUAAAUCUGUAUCUCAUGUGAUUGAGGAAGGAGGGGUGAAGAUGAAGUUAACAGUCAUCGACACACCAGGUUUUGGGGACCAAAUCAACAAUGAAAAUUGUUGGGAGCCCAUAUCCAAAUACAUCAAUGAACAAUACGAGAAAUUUUUGAAGGAAGAAGUCAACAUUGCACGCAAGAAACGCAUCCCUGAUACCAGAGUACACUGCUGCUUGUACUUCAUAUCUCCAACUGGACACUCGCUUCGCCAGUUGGAUAUUGAGUUCAUGAAACAUCUGAGUCGUGUGGUCAACAUCAUUCCUGUCAUUGCCAAGUCGGACACACUCACUCUUGAUGAGAAAACUGAAUUUAAACAGAGGGUGAGGAAGGAGCUGGAAGCAUGUGGGAUUGAGUGUUAUCCACAGAAGGAGUUUGAUGAAGACAUGGAGGAUAAGAGUGAUAAUGAUAAGAUCAGGGAGGCAAUGCCCUUUGCUGUGGUAGGAAGUGAUAAAGAGUACCAGGCCAGUGGCAAACGAAUUUUGGGCAGGAAGACACCCUGGGGAGUGGUGGAGGUUGAAAACCCAAAUCACUGCGAAUUCUCCUUACUUCGUGAUUUCAUGAUUAGGUCUCACCUCCAGGACCUGAAGGAGGUCACUCAUAACAUCCACUACGAGACGUACCGUGCCAAGAGGCUCAACGAUAAUGGAGGUCUACAUCCCAUCUCCUCUGGCCAAGACACACAAGAAAGUAACCUGUGAGGGAAGAAAUGAGCAGCAUAGUAAGGAUGCAAGAGAAAACGAAGAUUCAUCUUUUCAUCACAAUUCAGCUGUGCAUGCUCAGAAGAUUUCAUCGCUGUGGAGGUUUUGUCUUUUUACUCCUUUAAACUCUUUGUGGAACUUGUCAUCAUCUCUUGUUGCACAACCUUUUUGAAAAUUAGAAAAAGCCUUCCCCAGUUGCUCACUUUGGUAAGUGAGUUUGCUUGUGAUAAUCUUGUUCAGGUCUAAUAUGAUGGUAAAUAGAUG
Messenger RNA from Carassius carassius (crucian carp), 3451 nucleotides. RefSeq names its product neuronal-specific septin-3-like. Bases 5 to 3187 code for a protein of 1060 amino acids. Gene Ontology annotation, molecular function: GTPase activity; molecular adaptor activity; GTP binding. Gene Ontology annotation, cellular component: cell division site; septin ring; septin complex. The transcript is spliced from 11 exons. The record is from RefSeq and is a predicted model, not a curated record. NCBI's taxonomy places the organism in Eukaryota, Metazoa, Chordata, Actinopteri, Cypriniformes, Cyprinidae. Gene Ontology annotation, biological process: cytoskeleton-dependent cytokinesis.